Messenger RNA from Daldinia childiae, 1569 nucleotides. Its product is annotated as Bifunctional solanapyrone synthase. NCBI's taxonomy places the organism in Eukaryota, Fungi, Ascomycota, Sordariomycetes, Xylariales, Hypoxylaceae. The transcript has 3 exons. The record is from RefSeq and is a predicted model, not a curated record. Bases 1 to 1569 code for a protein of 522 amino acids. Gene Ontology annotation, molecular function: FAD binding.
AUGUUGAAAACUUGUAUCGGCGCUGCAGCCUUGGUCGCCAGGCUAGCAGCUGCAUCUGAGUUACCUUGGAACCCCCCUUCACUUGUUCCUAAGGUUGCUGGCAGCGAAAUAACAUCGAACAGUAGUGGAAUUGCACCUUGCGACGCUCUAAAAGAAGCCGGUCUUAGCGAUCGCCUUCUUUUCGCGACGGACGCAGGUUACGAACCUCAGAUACAGUCUUGGUAUUCGGAGAACGCCCGUAUGAGACCCGACUGCCUUGUUCUUCCUCAUAACACCGACGAGGUAGCAACGGCAUUAACAGCACUGGUUAAGGUCAACAAUGGCGGAGGUGAUUGGCACAUCGCUGUGCGUAGCGGUGGACACAGCUUUCCCGGAAGCAACAACAUUGCCAACGGCGUGACUAUCGACUUGACAAUGAUGAAUUCAUCGAGCUAUGAUCCGGAGACGAAACUCGCCAAGAUCCAUACAGGAGGCCGAUGGCGAAACGUAUACGCGGACUUGCAGAAAGCUGGUGUAGUUGUAACAGGGGGCCGGGACGGCGAUGUUGGUGUGGGAGGGUUCCUCCUAGGAGGCGGUAAUUCCUUCUUUUCGGGACGAAUGGGAUUCGGCUGUGAUUCUGUCAAGAACUUCGAGGUUGUACUAGCCAAUGGCACUGUCAUCAACGCCAACAGCACGGCGAAUUCGGAUCUGUGGCGAGCCCUCAAGGGAGGUGGUAGCAACUACGGCAUUGUCACGCGAUUCGACAUGGAAGCACUCCCGACGCGAGAUUUGUAUUACGAUAUUCGCACCUUAGGUUUAAAUUAUACGGAAUCCGUGGUUGAUGCGGUAGUUGGAUAUGCCAACCAAGACCAAUCCUUCGCCGACAACGCCCUUAUAGCUCUUUGGAGCCACAACGCGUCAAGCAGUCCCGAGACACUUAUCGAGACAAUUUACGUCAAUACACAGGGUAAUGGUAACGCUACGUCCGCAUUUGAUAAAGUUAAGGGUCUUCCGACCUUAACUAAGUCUACGUCUCUCAAAAACAUGGCAGUAGCUGCUGAUGGCUCCCAGCUUCCUGGUGGUUAUAGGGGUUCUGGAACGACAUUGACUUUCCGCAACGAUCCCCAGAUACUUCGUCGCUGUGUUGAACUCCACGAAGAUUUAGUCAAGAGGCUCAGCAAUCUAGUCGACCCCAAGCAGUUCACAUCAAUAUUAAUAUUGCAGCCUAUUCCUUCUUAUAUGGGAACCAUCGCCGAGCAGCAAGGCGGUAACAUGCUUGGGCUAGAAAAUAUCGAGGGUAACUCUGUUUUGUUCAACGCUGGUGUUGCUGUUACCUCCAAUGAUAAAGACUUUGCUAUUGCGAAGGCAGAACUAGCCGUGUUAACGGCCCAAGUUAAAGAAUUUUCCAAGUCAGUGAAUGGAGAUCUAGACUUCCUUUACUUAAACUAUGCGGAAUCAAACCAGGAUCCUCUUGGAAGCUAUGGCGCCAAGAAUAUCCAGCAUAUGCGGGAUGUGGCCGCGAAAUAUGAUCCUACUGCAGUAUUCCAGAGGCGCAUCCCCGGAGGUUUCAAGAUUUCGAGGGUGGUAUGA